AUGGCUGCCGUCCACUUCUCCAAAAAGGCCGUGACCAUCCCCACCACCGUCCGCACCUUCGCAUCGGGCGUCCCCGUUGCCCCCCUUGUCAACCUCUCUGUCCGCCAGCCCGCCGGCCACGGGCACGACCACGGACAUGGCGCUGCUGGCCCUCGCUCUGACGUACCUGCUAAGUGGGUGACGAGGGUAUCCCGGUCUCCUUCGGGCCUCGUCUCGCGGUCAUUUGCAAGUGCCCCUGUCACUGGCAUCACCCAGCAUCGCCUCCUGCACACGUCCGUGGCGAACCGCGACGCGCCGAACGUGCCCGACUUCUCCAAGUACGAGGCCAAGAGCGAGACGACGAACCGCGGGCUCGCCUACCUCAUGAUCGGCUCGCUCGGCCUCCUCUCCGCGUCCGCGGCCAAGUCGACGGUGACGGAGUUCCUCGCGACGAUGUCCGCCUCCGCGGACGUGCUCGCGAUGGCCAAGGUCGAGCUCGACCUCGCCGCGAUCCCCGAGGGCAAGAACGUGAUCAUCAAGUGGCGCGGCAAGCCCGUCUUCAUCCGCCACCGCACCCCGGACGAGAUCGAGGAGGCGCGGAACACGGACUGGAAGGGCCUGCGCGACCCCGAGGCCGACGAGGCGCGCACCAAGAAGCCCGAGUGGCUCGUCAUGCUCGGCGUCUGCACCCACUUGGGCUGCGUGCCCAUCGGCGAGGCUGGUGACUACGGAGGCUGGUUCUGCCCGUGCCACGGCUCCCACUACGAUAUUUCCGGACGUAUCCGCAAGGGUCCUGCCCCUCUCAACCUAGAAAUUCCUCAGUACGACUUUAUCGAGGACAACAAGAUGAUCAUCGGUUGA
This is a messenger RNA of Dichomitus squalens LYAD-421 SS1, 840 nucleotides long. Its product is annotated as ubiquinol-cytochrome c reductase iron-sulfur subunit. Gene Ontology annotation, biological process: mitochondrial electron transport, ubiquinol to cytochrome c. Gene Ontology annotation, cellular component: membrane. The coding region runs from base 1 to 840 and encodes 279 amino acids. Gene Ontology annotation, molecular function: quinol-cytochrome-c reductase activity; 2 iron, 2 sulfur cluster binding. Lineage: Eukaryota; Fungi; Basidiomycota; Agaricomycetes; Polyporales; Polyporaceae. The transcript has 4 exons. The record is from RefSeq and is a predicted model, not a curated record.